Messenger RNA from Drosophila erecta, 445 nucleotides. RefSeq lists its product as uncharacterized. The coding region runs from base 129 to 308 and encodes 59 amino acids. Lineage: Eukaryota; Metazoa; Arthropoda; Insecta; Diptera; Drosophilidae. The record is from RefSeq and is a predicted model, not a curated record. The transcript is spliced from 3 exons.
CUGAUUCGAUUUUCGAGGCAUAUAGUGGGCGACCACAUUAAAUUCAUUCGUUGGUGCUCACUAGUGAUUGAAACAUGUGGAAAUUUACUGUCAGUAGUCUCAUAUAACUUUUGAAACGCGCCCUGAAAAUGCCUGAAAAACCAGCAGCAAAGUCAGCUCCAAGGCCCCUGACCAGCAUAAAGGGGACCAGGCCUUCCACGUCCUCGUCCAAUCCCACCUCCAACAGGAACAGACCCACAGGAACUGGAGUUGCUCGACCUCCCUUGCCGAAUACACACGAUAGGAUUUGGAAGAUAAUGAAGAUGUAAUUCUAAAAAUAUUGGGUCCGCAAAUUGAAUCAAAGUUUUAAAUCCCGAUAUUCGUUAUUUUUAAAAAUGUACGGAUUCUUCGACUUCUAGAGCGCUGAAUAAAGCGAAUAAAUCCCAAAAGGAAAUUACUCUUAUAA